This is a messenger RNA of Hymenoscyphus albidus, 2768 nucleotides long. The record is from the annotation of a GenBank genome assembly. NCBI's taxonomy places the organism in Eukaryota, Fungi, Ascomycota, Leotiomycetes, Helotiales, Helotiaceae.
AUGGACGUUCAACUCUCGCUGUCGCCACUGCCCUUACAUUCACCUGAGCAACCACUUGAGCCAGCGUCAGCAGAUGCCACCCCUCAUACGUCUAUGCCACUGCCUCCAGAGGCUAUAUAUAGCUCUAAAGAAGAGCUAUAUACUUCAAUUCAAGCCUGGGCAGCACAUCAUUGCUAUGCUUUUCGUAUUGGACGGUCAACAAAGAUCCAUGGCGGUCCUAGGACGAAGAUCACGUAUAAUUGCGACCGUUACGGCCUACCACCAUCCGAAAAACAUCCGCAACAGCAUUUACAAGCACGUAAGCGACAGACAACUACUCGAAAAACUGGCUGCCAGUUCUCAAUAGUAGCGCUUGAAUGUAUAAAUUCUCAAUGGGAGUUACGCUAUAGGCCUGGCGUAGAGUAUAGUCUACAUAACCACCUUCCAAGUCAAUCAGUUAGCUCUCAUCCAGCACACCGGAAGCUAGCACAAGCAGAGAUAAAUCAGGCUAGAUCUUUACACAAUGCAGGUAAGAUAGAAAGUAACUUGAAAUAAUUUAAGUCUAAUAUAUAUUUAGGGAUUAAGCCAAGCCAAGCAAUUACAUACCUUCGCCAGAUAACUACUACCCCACUUCAACCGUACGACAUAUAUAACCUGAAUGCCUCUUUUAAAAGAGAGCAAAGACAUGGACUCUCUCCAAACGACGCCCUUAUUCAGCACCUUACAGAUAACAAAAUACACUUCAAAAUCAAUGUCACGUCAGAGAACCGGACACAACACCUCUUCAUUGCAUAUCCACAGUCAAUUCAGCUUGCACAGACUAAUCAAGAUGUUGUAUUAGUUGAUAAUACAUAUAAGACAAAUAAGUUUCAGAUGCCACUCUUACAUAUGAUUGGUAAGUACCGCUUUUGACUUAUUUGUACGCUUAUAAUACUAAGUAUUCAUAGGUGUUACAAGCUCUGGAUUAACGUUCUCAAUUGGAUUUUGCUUCCUUCCCGGUGAAACACAGGAAGACUUUAUAUGGGGAUUCCAAUGUUUUCAAGAGCUUGGAAUUAACCCUGGAGCUAUAGUUAUAGACGGUGACCAGGCUCAAAAGAAUGCGUCAGAAGAGGUGUUUCCGCACGCCCCUACACUACUCUGUAUUUGGCAUGUAAACCAAUGUGUACUUGCUAAAUGUAAGAAUGUAGUCGGGGAAGAGGAUUGGAAGGCUUUUGAGGCUGCCUGGCGUAUAGUUAUUCAAGCACAGACAAUUGAGCAAUUUGAUAAGCGCUGGCUUGAGUUUCAGACUCAAUACUCAAACCCUAAGACUCAACAGUGUGUGGCAUACCUACAAAACGAGUGGCUAAAACCUGGUCAAAAGGAGCGUUUAGUUGAGGCUUGGACAAAUCAAUACUUACACUUCGGUAUACGAGUAACCUCCCGUGCUGAAGGAGCUCAUGCAUAUAUUAAGCGCUACCUAGGGGGCAAAAAAACCAAGGGGGACCUCUAUUCAUCAUGGCUACUUAUUGAAGCAGCUGUAAUCAACCAAAUUACAGCUGUAUCAACUCGUAUAAGUAUGUUACAGGACCGCGCACCACUUGAUAUAGACAAGAAGCUAUAUCAAGGCUGUUUUGGGGUAGUCACUUGGUAUGCACUACGACUUGUACAACGACAUCAAGAGACUGUUUCUCGGCCACUACUGCCCUGUACUGGUGCUUUUACCCGGGCAAUGGGCUUGCCUUGUGCACAUAUAUGUGAGGGUUAGAACCUAUAGUGGGGCUCGGGCCUAGAGCCCUCGCUAAGCUAAGCGACCCCGCCUCUGGAACGCCAUGGAAUAAGAUAGAAUGCUAUGACGCAGAAGAUUGGUAAUACUAUGGAACAGUGUUGAAUGCAAUGGAAAUGCUACAUUUAGUAUAAGAGUAGAGGAGGAACAUGUAUUUACAGACCACGUAGUUCUUAAUUGAAUAUUGAACCCACACCUUUGAGUUGUUCGAGGUCUGGCCUCUCACAAUAUAUGCGAGAUAAAGAAGGACACUACUGGGCUUACUCCAUCAGACUUUCAUGAGCACUGGUACUGGGACCGUAAAAGCACUAUACAGCCACUACUUAACCCUCUAUGGGCUGGUAGACAGCGUAUAGCAAACGCAGAGGUUGCUCACACAGGCCGCAUUCUCUCAAAAGGGGAGAAAAAAGCAAAGCAAUUACCUAAAUGCUCUGCAUGCCACAGGCAAGGCCACACAAUGAGUAGCUGUAGCUGCCCGUUGAAAUUACAAGCAUCAAUUGCUGCUCAAAGCCAGAUUCUCCUUGAAUUAGAUACAGUGCCCACAUCACCCACAUUAUCCAUAUCACCUACAGCACCUUCAGCACCUCUAGCAUCAGCACCUUUAGCAUCUCUAGCACCAACUGUACCUAAGCAGCUUUCACCAGAUCGGCCAGAAGUCUUAAUUCUGGCCUACCUAGCUGAAAAAACAGCCUGGCUAGCCCAGCAUCCUACUAUACGGCCAGCAGAAUAUCGUAAGGCCCGAAAAUGGAAAACACCAAGGCCGAAAAUUUUAAAAGAGCAGGUAUUUUAUAUGCCUAGGGAGCGGCGUGAUCUUACAGGUACUAUUAUUACAAAUAAAGCUGACUGGACAAAUGAGGAGAUUAUAGCAUGGCUAGAUAACGAGGAAAAGAAGGAGCAAGAUGAGUAUAAUAUGCUUGAAUCAGAGUUUAUUAGGAAUAGGAAUAGGAAUACUGAGAAUAGGAGUAGGGAUAUAUGGGCUAGACUUGAGGAGGAGUAUGCGCGAGACUCGGAGCGAUAUAUAUUGUAG